AUGCUGCGGAACCUCGUGCGUGAAAGGGUUGAUGAGCUGUGGAAGAAGGUCUUCAUGACGAAGGAGAUAGCAUACUCCGAAGACCCCUCGACCAUGAAUGAGAAAUACGAUGAAGAGCUUGCUCACCAUAAUAUCACCCGUGUGUCGUUUGACCUGGAUGCUGCAGAAGUUGGCACAAUGCCAUGUUUUCUCUUCAAGCCACCGCAACUGUCUGAGAUCAGGGAACAUCAGCCCUCAGACGGUAACUCAAUGGGCCCUCUGCGCAAGGAACCAAUCCUUGCAGAGUCAGACAUCAACCUCCUUUCCAGUCCGCAUCAGCCCUUAUUUCCCCCGACCUUCAGUGUGCCGAGGAACAAGAGGACUUGUGAUUUCAUCGACGGUCUCUGGAGAGAUAUUGUUGUCGAUCGCAACAUCGAGAUCUCCCAGGAGACAGAGGUUAGUCCUCCGGAGCUUGUAUCAAACGGUUUUAGUUUUAUUCUGAUGGACCUGGAGUCCUUGGAUACCCCCGAAGGGCGUUCAACGUCCUGGACCCUGCACGGUGUGCGACCGAGCCUGCCCUCAAGAUUCCGCUCCCUGGCCACGUUCUCUGGCCUUAAGCAAAUUCAUCUACCGAAUCCAUUUCUUCUUUCCAGUGGUCUUGAUGGAGAUCUUCCCGGAAAUGGCACAUAUACUACACGUACUAUCUUCGAGGCGACAUGCAAAAAUGGUCAUCCUACUCAGCCCCACGUCACAAUGAUGACGAGCCAGGACGUCAACGGCCGAGAGAACGCAGUACUUUAUGGUGAGUUGGCGUCAAUUAUUUCUGCCAUGCGGAACCAGGUCUUCCAACCUAAAGUCAAGGAACAUGAACAAGAAGCUUUUUUCGAGGGCGAGCCGUUUGCCUCUUUUGAAACCUUCGCCGAUGCACCGAAUGAAUUGUUUGCCCAUUUCUGGAUGAGCAAGCCAGAAGAACCGGAGAAGCUUGUCUUGAGAUCGAUGUCGAAGAACAUAGUCAAAUCAGCGGCCCCCUAUCGCCCUCCGCCCCCACAAGAACGACAGGUUGGCGAUGUUGGCAAUCGCCGUCGCAUGACCUUCCCUACUGAUCAUCAAGAUUCAGAGACCGUCAUCUGCCCCUACUGUGAGAGAAAAGGACACAUCGAGAUCACCUGCCAUUGGAAGAGGCUUGAUACAUUCUUAAUGGGCGCGCCGUGCUAUACCGAGAGGUCUUCGCAACAGAAGCCACAGAGUAACAGAGGAAAAGGCAACUGUGCUCGCCAGCGCGUAGCUCGGGCCCAGCGCCGUCGCAGAAACCUCGAAAACUGCGGCAAUCACCAGCAACAACGGCCAGAGGGAGGCAGCGAGAGACGUGCCCGUAACAGAAACAGACAGAGACAGCGCCGACGCUACUAUCAUGCAAACCCCCAGCUAGGUUCGUUGCCCGCGUCUACGAUUCAGUGGAACGAACGGCACCGCGUUUCCCGUGCUGCAUAUCGAGCAGCUGAGAACGGCGAGGGACAGGGACAGGGACAAAGGAACAUUGCCGACGCAGCGGCCCCCUCCGCUUCUUCUCCCCCUCAAGGCCACCAGCCCGGGGAUGACGGGUCGCCGUCGUGCCACCACGACGGCGACGGCACGAACCCCCCCACUGCCCACCAAGAUUCCGAGGCCAUCGUCUGCGCCUACUGUGAAAGAGAAGGGCACCUCGAGAUCAGCUGCCUCUGGAAGCAGUAUGACGAGUUUAUUAGAAGCCAGCCGCGCUAUGCCGAGCGGCUCCUGUCUCGGCCCCAGGAACGCCAGCAGGCCCAGCAUCCUCGAGGACGCAGCGAGCAAUGGCUAGCCCGCAGAAGGGAAAGGCAGGCGGAGCGACGUCGCGCCCAUCGCGCCAAUCCCGAGCUGGCUUUUUUGCCUCCAUCUACAGCUAUAAUGAACGAACGACGUCGCGCUGCCCUUGCUGCCCGUCGCGUCGAGAAUGAACAGAGAGAGGGAGAGGGAGAGGGAGAGGGACAGGGGCAGUGA
Aspergillus affinis is the source of this 1995-nucleotide messenger RNA. RefSeq lists its product as uncharacterized. NCBI's taxonomy places the organism in Eukaryota, Fungi, Ascomycota, Eurotiomycetes, Eurotiales, Aspergillaceae. The record is from RefSeq and is a predicted model, not a curated record. Bases 1 to 1995 code for a protein of 664 amino acids. The transcript is spliced from 11 exons.